CUAGCGCUGGUUUCUGCGAGCGCCAUAGUCACCGGUGAACAUGGAGAUGACAUCUCUGACUCCAGCUAGUAAAGAUUUAUUUGGCUUGAUUGCAGAUGACUACAAAUGGCAAGGAGGCUGAAUACUGGGACCAGGGACAGAACAGCGUGGUCCCAAUGAGCGACCUGACGGAUGUGACACAAGAAAAGCCACCUUGGUUUCUACUUGCACGCUGCCGCAACUGCGAUGAGACUGCACUUUGCAGUCACACCCAGAUUCUCCAAGCAGAAGUCAGAGCCUCGCUUUGUAGGAACGAUGCCAAGCGAGAGAUGGUUCCUGACCCAAACGCACCACGCUUUGGACACAUGGCACCGCGCGACAGUGAGAGGAGAUGGAACCUGGAGGAGCGAAUGGACCCGUCCCGAAGCCUCCAUCCAGAUUAGUGGUUUCCUGCAGCCCAGUCUAGUGCCAUAGCAGUCUUUCUUCCUUGAAUUUAUUACAACAAGGAGUGAAAAAACCCACCAGUGAUGACCUCGGAUAAUUUAUCGGAAAUGAUAACAGCGAAGCCCUUCCCGAGUCCAUCCCAUCUGCUCCUGGAACGCUGCCUCACUUCAUGGAGGAGCCAGAUGAUGCCUACAUCAUCAAAAGCAACCCCAUCGUCUUGCGCUGUAAAGCCAUGCCAGCCAUGCAGAUCUUCUUCAAGUGCAACGGUGAAUGGGUCCACCAGAACGAGCACGUGUCCGAGGAGAGCAUGGACGAGAGCACAGGACUGAAAGUCCGAGAGGUUUUCAUCAACGUGACGAGACAGCAGGUGGAAGAUUUCCAUGGGCCAGAAGACUAUUGGUGCCAGUGUGUGGCGUGGAGCCACCUGGGGACCUCCAAGAGCAGGAAGGCGUCUGUCCGCAUCGCUUAUCUACGGAAAAACUUUGAGCAAGACCCCCAAGGGAAGGAGGUUCCCAUCGAAGGGAUGAUCGUUCUGCACUGCCGGCCGCCCGAGGGGGUCCCCGCCGCCGAGGUGGAAUGGCUGAAGAACGAGGAGCCCAUCGAUUCCAACCUGGACGAGAACAUCGACACCAGGGCCGACCACAACCUCAUCAUCCGCCAGGCGCGGCUGUCGGACUCGGGGAACUACACCUGCAUGGCCGCCAACAUCGUCGCCAAGAGGAGGAGCAUGUCUGCCACCGUCGUGGUGUACGUUAACGGGGGUUGGUCGUCAUGGACCGAGUGGUCGAACUGCAACGCACGGUGUGGCCGGGGCUGGCAGAAGCGCUCACGGACCUGCACCAACCCGGCCCCGCUCAACGGAGGUGCCUUUUGUGAAGGGAUGUCAGUGCAGAAAAUCACCUGCACUUCUCUUUGUCCCGUGGACGGCAGCUGGGAGGUGUGGAGCGAGUGGUCGGUGUGCAGCCCCGAGUGCGAGCACCUGCGGGUCCGCGAGUGCGUCGCGCCCCCGCCCCGCAACGGCGGCAAGUUCUGCGAGGGCCUGAGCCAGGAGUCCGAGAACUGCACCGAGGGGCUUUGCAUUCAAGAUAUCGAGACGGGCAGUGACAUCGCGCUGUACUCGGGCCUGGGAGCCGCCGUCAUCGCCGUGGCCGUGCUGGUGGUCGGCGUCACCCUGUACAGGAGGAGUCAGAGGAACUCGCUGCUGCUGAACCCGUCGCUGCAGCCGGAGCUGAUGGGCAGCAGGACGUACAGCGGCCCCAUCUGCCUGCAGGACCCCAUGGACAAGGAGCUGAUGACCGAGUCCUCCCUCUUCAAGCCCCUGCCCGACAUCAAGGUCAAGGUCCAGAGCUCCUUCAUGGUGUCCCUGGGGGUGACGGAGAGGGCCGAGUUCCAUGGGAAGGCGCAUGCUGGAACGUUUCCUCACGGCAACAAUCGAGCUUUUGGUACGAUACAGGCUAGAAACAAGGCUGCGUACAUCCAGAACCUGUCUUCUAUUUCAACAAGAAGCGAGCUGAGAACAGCGGCUCUUUUUGGACACCUGGGUGGACGUUUAGUGGUUCCAAACACAGGAGUCAGUUUAUUGAUCCCACAUGGAGCGAUUCCUGAAGAGAGUUCAUGGGAAAUCUAUCUGGCCGUCACUCAAAAGGAGUCCAGCCUGCAGCCGGACGGCCCCGCUGUGCUGCUGGGCCCCGCGGUGACGUGCGGCCCCGCGGAGCUGGGCGUGCGCAGCCCCUGCGCCCUCACCAUCCCGCACUGCGCGCACCCCGACCCCCAGCACUGGAGCAUCCACCUGAAGAGGAGGACGCAGCAAGGGAAAUGGGAGGAAGUGAUGUCUGUGGAAGAGGAAACUACUUCUUGCUACUGCCUGUUGGAUCCUUAUGCCUGUCACAUUCUCUUAAACAGCUUUGGAACUUAUGCUCUUAUUGGAGAACCCAUCUCUGACUGUGCCGUUCGACAGCUGAAAGUCGCGGUUUUUGGCUGCCUGUCUUGCAAUUCUCUGGAUUACAAUCUGAGAGUAUAUUGUAUGGAUAACACGCCUUGUGCAUUUCAGGAAGUGGUGUCGGACGAACGGCUCCAGGGAGGACAGCUGCUGGAGGAGCCCAAACUGCUGCACUUCCGAGGGAACACCUUCAGCCUGCAGAUCUCCGUCCUCGACAUCCCCCCGUUCCUGUGGAGGAUUAAGCCCUUCUCCGCGUGUCAGGAGGUGCCGUUCUCCCGCGUGUGGGGCAGCAGCCAGCAGCCGCUGCUCUGCGGCUUCUCCCUGGAGCGCUACAGCCCGGCCACCAGGCAGCUGUCCUGCAAGGUCUGCGUGCGGCAGCUGCAGGGCCACGAGCAGAUCCUGCACAUCCGCACGGCCGUCCUGGAGAGUGAAAGAGAAACCAUCCCGUUCUUUGCACACGACGACAGCAACUUCCCCGCGCUGAUGGGUCCCAAAGCAUUCAAAAUCCCCUACUCCAUCAGACAGCGAAUCUGCGCAACGUUCGACACACCCAACACCAAAGGCAAGGACUGGCAGAUGCUGGCACAAAAGAACAGCAUUAACAGGAAUCUCUCCUACUUCGCCGCGCAGAGCAGCCCGUCCGCCGUCAUCCUGGACCUGUGGGAAGCCCGACACCAGCACGACGGCGACCUCGACUCGCUUGCCUGUGCCCUGGAGGAGAUAGGAAGGACACACUCCAAACUCUCAGACGCAACAGAAACUGAGCCUGAGGAGCCUGACUUCAACAGCAGCAGACAAAACGGACUUUAGUCACUUCUUUCCACUCAAGAACUGACGGCCAGCUCUGACUCUUACACGAGAGAAUCUCUUGGCAGGGAGGAACUGGGAGUUUCUGUGCGCUCUGUAUGGAAAUGGACGUUUCCACAAUGCAGCGGGAGGAGCAGAAGCGCCCUAUUAAAAAUCAGCUCAGUCGUAAGGAAAACACAAGCUUCUCCCUGUCCUCUCUCAUUGAAAAUACAUGUUUUAAUGUCAAAAACAAAACGACGUAUCUGUUAUUCCUGGGGCAGGAAGGAGAGAGAUACAGAGCCAUAAAAGGUAAAUAUUACGACAUAGUGUAUUUAGGAAACAAUAAUGUUAAUAUAAUGCCUAGUGAAAAUCAGCAAAUCAGAUAUUGGAUAUUUAGAGCCACUAGAGGUUAAUCCUAGUUGAAAGGUUUGUCUUCUUGGGCCUUGAGCCCCUUUGUCCUUCAUUUCUAACAUCCCACACCUACAGAGUGGCCUUAAAUAUCACUGUGUGGUCACUUCAUACCUGCUACAGGAAAGCUGACAACCUGGCCUCCUCCUCGUCACAUCUUGGAGGAACCACAAGAUCUCAACUAUUUAAUUGAUAUCAUGUGUAUUCCAAACAAUUUCUUAAAAAAGGAAAACCCAUGUAAUCACUGUACAUUUGCUGCAGAGCAAAAAAGUAAAGGUAAAGCCAAUCCACACAGCUGAAUUUUGCUUUAGUUCCAGGUUGAAACAAUAAACCCCACAUGGUACUGCCAAAAUUGGCUUGAUUUCAUUGUACAAUUUGGAAAUUUCCCAGGAUAUAAAGCUGGCUGUGUUAUACUCGGUUUAGUUGCAAACAUGUUGCAUUCACCACCAAAACCAAAUCAAGCUAGAGAAUUCUCCUAAUUUUUUAUCUAUUUCAUACAAAAAUAAUUUCUUACUUCGACUGAACCAAAAAGCCAGACAGCUGUCACUGUGAGCCCCAGGGGAACUGGGACUGAGCCGCAUUCAGCCAUUAUUUUACUCAUAUUCUUUAAACUCAGCCAAGGUGCUCAUUACUUCUCACCCCAGGCUAUCGGCGAAGCCUCCAGGAGCCUUCUGGAAAUGCAAGAAAUUAAACCCAAGCAUUCUGAGCUUUGUCCACCACCGGGUUUGGCCCAGAACAGCAUGACAGGCCAUAGCGUAGCACUUAAGCGUGCAAAUCUAUAAUAACCUCCAACUGUACCUUUACCCAGGAUUCCAGUUCUGAAGAGUACGAUGAGCCUCCUGAUGUAAGGCUUUCUUUGUUCUCGCUGAUCUCAACAUACACAUUUCCUUGCCCUCCCAGCUCAGCGGGCUGGAACAGUCCCAGACUUAGACUUCCCCAAGCAUCCUCUGCACUUUAGUAUUUCAUGCAGUCUGACAUGAGAGCUCCUGUUUGCAACAGGAAACCGUAAUGGCUGCAAGCAUAUUUAAAACUGAGACAAAAAUACCAGCUUCUUUGGCAGCAAGCUGUCACUGUUUUCAGCAGCACAUGGUUCUCGCUGUGUUUGAAUUAUAUUCCUAGUGACUUCCAGUCCUCCUCCUCAGAAACCUGUUCGGCAUUGGAUGAAAUGUCAUGAAUUUUAAAAAAAUAGGGAAUGGCAUCCAGAGAAAAGCAGCGAGUUCAGCGAGCGGCGUUGUCUGGGCAACCAGCCACAGUGCUCUCCAGCAGUUCAUCUGCCCGCAGCUUCUCCCCAAGUGCAGUUGAACUCUCUAACCAGCCCAGCUCAGCUCCCCCCGCAGAGCUCAGCGCCACCCUGCCGUGCUGUGACACGGCCACGGCGUCCCAGGAGCCGCACCUAUCCUCCCCCUUGCUUUCCAUAGGCACACAAGCUGUGUGCACGUGUGUCCGAAGAGCCGCCGUGCGGAGCUCGGCACUGACGUGGUCUCUCAGGACAUGCCCGUGUUUGCUCUCGGAGCCGGGCAGCCUGGAGAAGCCUCCGUGUCCAGCACCCGCCGACCGCCCGGGAGCAAGAGACACAAACCAGCAGCUCUGGAGACCUUGGCCAGAGCACAUCCCAAAGAGCCCGGAGUGACGCGCUCCGGGCUGGGCACCAAACCCGCGCGGUCCAGUGUCUGAAGCAGCCAAGACAAGACCAGAUGUGCCGGGUUUGCUGCCAGGCGUGCAGGGCAGAGCUGCUGCCUUGUCCAGCUCCACACAAGCCGCUGGAAGCUGGCUUUGCAAUCCAGUGUUCUCUCAGAACAAUAACUCAGAAUUUGUAUGCAAAUGCUAUAUAAAUAGAUACAUUGAACAUCAUUAGCAAUCUUAACAUUCCAAAGGCACAUUUUUAACAUCUAUGUUAAAAGGUGUCUUUGGAAACCUCUAGACAUAUAUGUAUGAUUCGAUACACAAUACAGAUGUAAAGGAGCAUCUGAAGCAGGAUUAGAGGCCAAAAAUUAAUUUAUUCCUCUCCUCUAUUUCAUAAAUUAUGACUUUUGGAAAAUAAUUUUAAAAAUCUCAUCACAAACUAGAACAUAAAAGAAAGAGAAAGGUAAUGUCAUACACUUAGGAUUCCAUCCAGCUGCCGAGUCUGAGCCGGUGAAACAGCCAUUCUGAUUUCACAUCACCAGAGAAUCUGCUCCGGUGUAUUUUCAUCAUCCUAAGCACUUUGCCCAGAUAUUUCUGUGUUACAAAUCAUUUAAGACUAAUAGUUGCAUUUUUAAAAUGACUUACAAUUUUGUCACCAAAACGGUGCCCUUGGCAGCUCCGUAAAGCCAUUCGCAGCCUUUACCGCGCUGCUUUUGCAGUCCUGCUCGUUCCGGUCCAGCCCUUCAAGCCACAAGGAAAGGAACCUGCUCUGCAGAUUGCAAUUCAAACUUCAUUUACCGGCGCAAGUCCCACGAACCCGAGAUGGGAUUGAGCUUUUUGCAACAGGUUAAAAGAUCUUGACGCAAUUCUCUGAACAUGCAGGGCACUAUUUCUGCUGUCAUUUCUCCCCGGGGGCUGCGCGCGGCUCGCUCGCACGUUCAGGGAGCAGCUUUCCAGCGCAGGCCACUCAAACACAUCUUGUCGUAGGACCACACGGUAUCAGCAUCGUACUCAACAUCCGCUCUUUUCUCUUUCACUUGGAAGACAGUGCUACAUGGCAGUUUCAACCAUUCAGUAACUGAUCAAUUCCACUACAAAAAGUACAGCUUAUGUAUACAGCCCAGCCAGAACACGUCAGGAACUCUUUGUAAUAUUCGAUAUUUGAAUAUUUUUUUCAGUCUAUCUCUGCCUAUAAAACAUAGAUUUAAGCAUAGAUUUAAACAUAGAUUUUUGACACGCUGAAGGGUGGUUUCUAGGGGCUGGUCAUGUGUGGUACAAGCUCUGGCGAAGCCACUCCCUUGACACUGUUCCUGCUUCAGAAGAGGUCGGCGGGUUUCGGCAGCAGCUCGUGAAGUGGCACCUAUAUCCUUUCUUGGAUACAGGACUGUCUAGUUAAAAUUACUUAAAACAUAAAGCAUUCCUGAGCAAAUAUGAUAACUUAAAAUACUAGGUAUAUACCACACAAUACCUAUAGCCACAAAUAAACCUCAGUAUGCUGGUAGAAGAUCAUGAAUCACUUUCUGGUACCACACCGUCUAGCUGCUCUUUUCUCUCAUUGCCAAUACUAGCGUAAAUGGUAGCAAAAAUCCAUGGACAAAUAUAAAUCAAUCACUCUAAGACUAAGGAAUCACUUAGAGAAUCACUUGAUAGUAACAGCAUCCGCAAUGCAGAAAACAGAACUGAUGUUCUGCUCAUUGCCACAGCAAAGAAAAGUCUGUCAGCCUCCAUGUUCACUGUUCUGUCCGAAACGAAACUCAAUGUCUAGGAACUUGCCACUCUACUUUUUGUAUUAGAGGUGAAUAGUACAGAUUCUGCUAGUGUUUCUUGUCUGGGGCUCGGGUGGGUAGGGGGGUGUAUUGUAACUUUCAAGCUAUUGCAAAAGCUGCUUUUAACUAAGCUGUUCAAUUGUUUUGAAUAACUGGUUUGUGCUUUACAAGGGAACCCGGCAGAUUCCGGGGUGGCCUCUGCCUCGCUGUCACAGGUACUAGAGCUGAAGUCACUUGUGAGAACUUAGCUAAGGGACGGGGAGAUUAGACCCAUCCCAGCGUGUGAUGUGUGUGCUGUAACCUGCCCAGAUUAGACACUCACCGUAGAGCCGUGGUGUUGUCUGCCCUGGUGUGAUAACCGUGGUUGGAAUUUGAGACGAUGUCAAACCCCCGUGUUACCUGCUCUCUGUAUAUAAAUUCAUUGUCUAAUCCCAGAAGGAAAUGUGUAGCACAAAAUGAAGUUAAGGGUGCUCUGCGCCAAGCCUGCUCCAAGUAGGAGAGGGAAGACAUGGAUCUAACUGCAAGCGUAUUUGCUACAGAAAAGAAUGUUUCCUAACAAAUCCUCACUUCGAGCUGACCGAAGCUUUGGUUUGGCAGUUUACAAAAUGUAAGACCCGGUGUUUCCCAUACUGAAAUUUGGAAUAUAAACCUUACCGUGCUAUCUUUUCAAGCAAUUCCUCAGUUUUCCCUAUUCGUGCACUGAAGUCGGAGGGGGAGGCAGGAAUGUUUUUACAUGAAGCUGUAGACUUUUGCAUCCUAAACCCCAGAUACCAUUACCGAACCUCACAAAGUUCCCUGACGCAUCAGUAAGCGGUGCACACACACACACGUAUACCAUAUAUAUAUAUGCCCCACUGGGGAUGUGGCACACACAUCCGGUGUAUAUUUGGGACCAGCACGCUGACGCCACAUAAUGUGUGAGCUGGGCGAUCAGCUGCCUCCUCGCGCCUCUCCCAACCCGCCGCGCGCCGCGACUGCUGCUCCAUGUGCGCCUUUGGGUAGCUCAGACGCAGUGAAACGUGACGCUGGUCACUCCAGUGAGACCUACGCUGAAAACCAGCCAUUGCAUUUGCAACUUGCAAAACCUCUGACCAGCCCUUUGCUGAAAAGGGGAGGGGGAGCGUCAACCUAAUCAAACACAAAAAACAAAUGAUAAAUGUUCCUCUAGAGAGACCUGUUUUCUAUUCCGCUCCUUUAUUUUCACAAUUAAUAGGUUCUAAAACUGUUGGUUCUCGCUCGUCUGACUGAGCACCCUUCCCUCCACCUGCUUCUCCCCACGGUUUCAGUGUGUUGGGAACUGAAGAAGAGCAGAGGUUUGAAUCCUCUCUUUAGUAUGAAGCUGAAGGAGUAGGAAGAGUCAGAAGAACAUCAAAUAAACAGCACGGCCUUGGCUUCAUACCACACUUUCUGUGCCUUGUUCUAUCAAUGUAAAUUCUGAAUGUUGUACAGUAAAAUACUUGGGAAAGACUCCUUGGAAAAGGCUGCACUGGCUUCUUUUUCAGCACGUGUACAUAUAUAAAUAUAUACAUAUAUAUAUUUGGUAAUGCCAAACAGCUGUGUUAUAUUGUACCGAAAUGUAAUAAUGGACAGUUUGGAUGUUUUAUGUAGAGUUUGCAAAAACUGUAUGGCUAUAGCCUUUUGAAGAUAAAUGUACAGAAGUAAAUUACUGCAUAUCAGUUAUUUAUGAAUAAAAAGUCUUUUACUGACA
This is a messenger RNA of Columba livia (rock pigeon), 8653 nucleotides long. It is a transcript of the gene UNC5D, whose product is annotated as unc-5 netrin receptor D. The record is from RefSeq and is a predicted model, not a curated record. Lineage: Eukaryota; Metazoa; Chordata; Aves; Columbiformes; Columbidae. Gene Ontology annotation, cellular component: membrane. Gene Ontology annotation, molecular function: netrin receptor activity; protein binding. The coding region runs from base 593 to 3172 and encodes 859 amino acids. The transcript is spliced from 17 exons. Gene Ontology annotation, biological process: axon guidance; netrin-activated signaling pathway.